Molecule: messenger RNA, 1209 nt
Organism: Lutzomyia longipalpis
Lineage: Eukaryota; Metazoa; Arthropoda; Insecta; Diptera; Psychodidae
Product: histone deacetylase 8-like
Exons: 3
Coding region: 74-1183 (369 amino acids)
Molecular function (GO): histone deacetylase activity
Source: RefSeq, a predicted model, not a curated record
GAAAGCUUUGCAGUGUGGAGUUGCCUGGUUGCGAUGGAGGCGCCUAGUAUUUUUCUUGUUUUCUAACCUCAAAAUGGCGGGAAUACUGAUUUUUAGUGAGAAUCUACUGCGGGAAUGCAACAAAAUCCCCAAUUUAAAUGAGCGAGCUUCAAUGAUCUAUGCUCUCAUUGAAGCAUAUGGACUUAUAAAACAUGUAACAAUCCAGCAUCCACGUAGAGCUACUUACGAGGAACUCCUUCUCUGUCACUCUGAGAACUUCCUGCGACACCUGAAGACAUGCGAUGGCAGUGAAGAAGUCACCGAGGAGGAUGAGGAAUUCGGCUUAAGCUAUGAUUGCUCCAAAUUCUCAGAUCUCUAUCAGUUUGCAGAAGUUAUUGCAGGAGGAACAGUCACUGCGGCUGAAGCUCUGAUCUCCGGAAGUCGAUUUGCAAUUAAUUGGUGCGGUGGUUGGCAUCAUGCUCAGAGUGAUCGAGCUGAUGGCUUUUGCUACGUCAAUGACAUUGUGGUGGCAAUUCAGAAGCUAGUGUCGCACUUCCCGCGAGUUUUAUACGUGGAUUUGGAUGUUCAUCACGGGGAUGGAGUUGAGAAUGCCUUUUCAUGCACAAAGCGUGUCUUUUGUCUCUCCUUUCACCUCCAUGAAGCUGGAUUCUUUCCCGGAACCGGUGGAGUGGAAGAAUGUGGCUUUGGAAAUGGAAAAGGCUACACAGCGAAUUUUCCGUACAGAAGAAACAUAUCCGGAAAGCGUUUCCGUGAAUCCUUUUACAAAACCACAAAACUCAUCAUGGAGAGAUUUAAUCCCACAGCCUGUGUUAUCCAAUGUAGUGCCGAUGUAAUUGCCGGUGAUCCAUUGGGAGGAGCCAAUCUCACACCAAAGGACAUUGCAGAGUGCAUAAAAGUGGUAAAGUCUUGGAAUAUUCCUUCUCUAUUCGUCGGAGGUGGUGGGUACAAUUUGCCCAAUGCCUCUCGCCAUUUUACCUUCCUCACAGCAACAAUUUGUGGGGCUGAUGAGCUCAGCGAUGAUAUUCCUGAGCAUGAUUUUUUCAAUGCUUACGGACCUGGAUUUGAGCUCUCAGUUGAACAGAAAAAUCUUAAGGAUUGCAACACAGAUGCAGAGUUAGAAGAGAUUUAUCAAUCAAUUGUAAGAAAUUUAGAUAAGUUUGGGGUGUUUCCAGAGAAAUUAUGAUUUUCUUAAUUAUAGAAAAUGUUCAA